This is a messenger RNA of Symbiodinium sp. CCMP2592, 581 nucleotides long. The record is from the annotation of a GenBank genome assembly. NCBI's taxonomy places the organism in Eukaryota, Dinophyceae, Suessiales, Symbiodiniaceae.
AUGCGGCUCUUUGCGCGCAUCGGCGGCCGCAAGCAGCCCGUUCGGCUUGCCUUGGUGGGGCUCUGCGGUGGCAUCUCACACGCCUUCUUCUCUGCAGCUGCUGCGGAAGCACCCCUGCCGGUGGUCGAGCUUUCAGCGCUACAUCGACGUUUCGGUGGUGACUCUUCUGUGUGGGAUAAUCAGCCGAUGCUGCAGAGCGCCCCUUCCGGUGGCACGAUUUCCGCCUUGAGCGUUCAGAUUCCUGCUCUUGAGAAGCUCCUGCCAUAUUUGAGGCUACCCGGCUGCGGGAUCUUCGAUCUGGGAUUCGGAAGCGGUGUCAUGACAGCCAUGAUGCUUGCAGUCGCAGAUGACUCCGCGACUGCAGUUGGCGUGGACUUGGCGGAUAAAGUCCCUGUGGCAACGGGGAAUAUGGAGUCCUGCGAUCCAAGCUGCCCGUUUUCCCCCUUCGACAAGCAGCGCUUCUCACUGGAAGGUGGCGAUGCCUUCGCCUACCUUUCGAAGUGGAAGAAGGACGGAAAACGGUUUGACGUCGUGUAUUCUGGGUGCUCGAUGGAUCCGCGAACCGAGCAGCUGCGACUCUU